Messenger RNA from Hyaloperonospora brassicae, 2298 nucleotides. The record is from the annotation of a GenBank genome assembly. Lineage: Eukaryota; Oomycota; Peronosporomycetes; Peronosporales; Peronosporaceae.
AUGGCAGCCGCACCAGGCUUGCCAGCCGAGCAGCAGCAGCAGCAGGACUCGGCGCCGGUGGUAGACGCCGUCGACGAAGCCUUAAUUUCGACUGAAGAACAGCGUACGGCGUCGAAACCUGAGACCGGUGAGCUGCUGAACCGCGUGGCCGCAGAGGUCAGCCAGGCUUUCCAGACGUCCCUUGUCCAGGUCCUGUCGGACAUUGGCCGCGAAUAUGGCGUCGCGUCCAGUCCUGUCAAGUUUGCGAGGAUGGAGAAAGGCGACGCCGCUGUUGCACCAGGCGACGAGCAGCUGCUCGGGAAGCCAGGGCGCGACGACGUCCACCGCCUCUCGCAUGAGCUCCAGCUCUCGCGGCUUCAAGUGCGACAACUGCAGCAAGUUGUGGACGAACUGCACGACGAGCAGCGAGUUUCGCAGCAGAAAUUGGCGUUCUAUAGCGCGCUCUCGACGAAACUCAAACGCGACCUUAUCGACGAACGGCUGGCGCUCGUCGACGCCAAUAACGAGAUAAAGGAACUGCGACGGCGGCGCAGCAGAGACGACGCCAGUUCGGGUGGCGGAGGAUGUGCUCGGUCCCCACGUUCUCCACAUGUGGCCCAGGAGCCAAGUGAGAACCCGUGGACGGCAUCCAACGAGUCGAUUGUCGGUCCUGCCAGCGGUGCCAGUGGAUCAAGCGCGACCGCUGGUGCUACGGGAGGGUCGAGUCUUAUGGCUUUCGACUUUUAUCCGUCAGAGUCGUCUAGAGGUGCAGGUGAUCAUGAAGGCAUCGCGGACGACGACGAGCCUCCCUCGCCUUCUUCGACCACACAGACGCUUCGGAAUACUCUUAUGGAUCAGUUUUUGCCGUCUGCAUUGCUGGAUUCACCUCAAGUGACGCCAAGACACGCCAAAGCAUUUGCCGACGACACGCUCGACGAGGAGAAAGCAUUGCCAUUUUUUUCACAAGGUGCGGACGAUUUGAAAUCGCCAUCGCUUCCGGUACCACCUCCACUACCAGGGGCUUCAUUGACUAGUGCGACUGCUAAGCAUCAAGGUCUGAAAGACGGUGAAGGAGAUGGACUACCUGAGACAAGCCACGAUAGUAGUGGCAGGGUGUCGGUACCGUCAGCAGUAGCAUCUGUGAAGCUGUCAAUGCUGUCGGAGGUUUUCGACGCUAUUCCGAUCAAAGAAUUGGAGAUGAUUCUGCGACGCUUUGACGACCAGGAAUUGGCAGCCAUGGACUACAUUUUGAGCACCCACCCGAGUGUGAAUCCAGUGAGUGGAGCCCGACGAACUGCUGAGAGUGGUAGCAACUUGGCAUCGAUGACGUCGACUCCGCCGUCUCGGUCAUCAAACGUUGGUCACAGCAAGACGAGCGCGCAUCGGAGUGGUAGCCAGGUCGGACUGAUUGAACCUCCACCGGGAUCUGCGAACAACUGGAAGACAGAGAUUUGCAUGUAUUAUAUGCAAGGAAAAUGCAACAAGACGAGACGCACGUGUUCAUUUGCGCACGGUGAGAGUGACCUGGUGCGUCCCGGUGGAUCGAGCAGUAGCGCUGCUAGUAGCAAGCACGUACCCGGCUACAAGACUCGGAUAUGUCAAGCUUACGAAAAUGGCACGUGCCCAAAACCUCGUCGCGACUGUCUGAUGGCUCACGGAGUGAACGAUCUCCGCGAUGGAGGCUCUGGAAGCGGCGGUAGUGGAGGCAGUCAGACGAUCCUGCCUUCCGCCACGCCACGAUUGCAGAGCUACAAGACAGAGCUAUGCUACUACUUUUUGAAAGGCAACUGCAACUACUCGAAAGAGGAGUGUCGUUUUGCACACGGUCAGAAUGACCUACGAACGGUGGAGGGCAACACGGCACAGAUGGCCGCUGCAGCUAGUGGCUCUGGUUUCGGUGUCGACUUUGGCCCGAGCUCACCCGUUCCACCGCCUCCGCCGGUCUCGAUGGAAAAACAGCUGCAGCUCCAGUAUCAAUAUCAGCAACAGUAUCAGCAGCAGCAUCAUCAGCCGCCACCAGCAGCCCCUUUCCAGCUGCAACCUCCUCCUGCCCAGCAACCGGGUUUUGUGCCUCAACACCAGAUUCAGUUGCAGCAGUCGUCACGAGGAGGAGCCGGACAGCACCCGUUUGGUUUCCAGCACCAGCCGUAUGACCCGGCUCAACAUCACCAGCAGUACAUGCCACACCCUGGCCAGUACCGUUACUUGAAAACGGUGGAGGACAAGCGCUCGACAUUGGGUGGACGUCUCCCACGACGGGACUCUGGGUCAUCCUGGAGCAGUUUUGAUGCAACGGGACUACCACCGUCGGAGUACUGA